Messenger RNA from Dimorphilus gyrociliatus, 459 nucleotides. NCBI's taxonomy places the organism in Eukaryota, Metazoa, Annelida, Polychaeta, Dinophilidae. The record is from the annotation of a GenBank genome assembly.
ACAUUUUAUCACAAUGGCUUGGCCUCUUCCUUUUCCGCUUUGAAAAUGUCUGCCGACGUACAGUGGCUCGUGGUACGAAAUAAUUCUUGUUUUCUUCGCAAGAAAAACAAGGCCUACUUUAGUGCCGAACCUAACAACCUUAAGAACUUAAACUCCUUUCGGUUCAGCGGUCUAGUUCGUGACAAAACCCUCGGUAUUGAGGCUGGCCAAGACAAUAAGGGAGUCGUGGUUGUUAAGAAGAAGAAUCAUAACGCUCGCCGACCCAACCGAGUCUACGAAAGAGCACCUUUGAAGCAUGGAGCCCGCAGAACGCUAAUGAAAAUUAGCAAAAUGGUUAAGAAAGACAACUAUCGAAAGGAUUUAAGGAUGGCGGCGAUGAGAAGAGCCAGUGCUAUUAUGGCUAGCCAGAAGCCGAGAAAACUAUCGAGGAGAUCCCGUCUUCAAAAGAAGAAAGAAUAA